AUGGAAAGAGAAACUUGCAGCCAUUUUGUUGCCUCCACAGGAAAGAAAGAAAAUUCACCCGGCGUCUUCAAGCACUACCUCCGUUGUCAUCGUUCAGGCAUGUAUGCAGAAGUUCCAACAGAAAAGCGUCAACGGCAAAAGAAACAGCAUGGCAGCUGCAAGAUAGACAAGCAUUGUUUUGCAACACUUGAUGUCACAGAAAAAGGCAACCAAGUCUUCGCAGAAUUUCAGAGGCAGCACUACGGCCAUUUAAUGGAUGUCUCACACCAGAGGCUCUCCGUCGCUGAAACUACAGUGCUUGCAGGAAAACUUGGACAAGGAGUGCCCCCCAAAAUCAUUCUGCAGAAAAUCCAGGAGUCUUCAUCCACAAACAGUGACCGGAUGAAUCUAGUCACAAGAGAGGACCUCCGGAACAUCAGCGAAAAAUUCAAGAUCACAAAACAAGAGCAGCGACAUCCGGAUGACUUUAUAAGUGUUGAAAUGUGGAUAGCUGAAAUGACUGAAAAGAAUGGGGCAAAGGAGGCAAAUAAUGACCUGGUAGACUUAGAUGAAGCCAGUCAGGAAGACGGACACUGUCCUCUUCUUUACUACAAGAAGGUGGGUGACCCAAGGGACAAUGACGGAAACUUUGAGCUAGCUUUAAUGACCUUCCCACAGAUGCAACUCCUGCGCAAGCUAGGCACACAAAAACUGUGCAUUGAUUCCACACAUGGAACAAACAGAUAUCAUUUCCAAUUAACAACCCUGCUCACCAUAGCUGAAGAUGGAUCUGGAAUCCCAUGUGCUUACCUCAUAUCUAAGAGGGUGAACACAGAAACUAUGGCAACAUUUUUUGAAGCCAUUCAAAAAAAGGUUGGUGUCAUGCAGUGCCAGGCAUUUAUGUCAGAUGAUGCUCCAGUCUAUGGAAAUGCAUGGGAGCAAGUGAUGGGGCCUUUGCCGAAGCGGCUGCUAUGUGCCUGGCAUGUGUUGCGUAAUUGGAACACACACAUAAAUUCAAUUACCAACAAAGAGUGCAGAAGCACCGUGAAAGACAUGUUACAUACUCUGAUGAAAUGCACGGAUGUGGCAGAGUUUGAGCAGAUGCUGCAGGCAUUUCUAAACCUUGGAUCAAAAGAGCGAGAAACAGAUGGCCUCACUCCCAAAGAGCUGGAAGAACUUGAGAAGUUCAUAAAAUAUUUUGCAAAGACCUAUGCUACAAGAGCACAGCAAUGGGCUUACUGCUACCGGAGCAAUGUUGGCCUGACUACAAACAAUCACAUAGAGUCUAUGCACAAGACUCUGAAAUAUUCUUACUUUGCUGGCAAGGUAAACCAACGGCUUGACAGGCUACUACUAGUAUUGUUUAGCUUCACAGCAGACAAAUUAUUCAGUAGGGCAAUUGCACUUGUGAAAGGCAAAGGAGACCAUCGAAAGACUGCAAUUUUCAAGAAGCACAAAGCAGGACUUGAAAUUCUGCCAUCAAACAUAGUAAAAGUUGGAGAUGGCCAGUGGAAAGUGGAAUCGCAAAGCAAGACUGGCUCCCACUACACUGUAGAGAGGACACAAGUGAUUUGCACUGGCUGUGAGCUCCACUGCAAGCAAUGCGAAGCUUGCCAUCACAUGUACGCAUGUACAUGUCUUGAUCAUGUAAUGUAUGCGCACAUGUGCAAGCACACUCAUGCAGUCGCUUCAGUGGAGCUGCAGUCUCGCAAGUCGCAGCAAGAUCCAGCCAGCUCUGUAGCGUUCCCUCAGAGCAAUGAGGGUGAAAGCUGCACAAUGAUUGAUGAUGCCAGUUGCCUUAUGGCGAGUGCUCAGAUAAUAAUACAGGGCACAAAGCAGCAUUCAAGCGAACAAUUAAGAGCCAAAAAACUCGAGUCAUUUAAAAUCCAGGCAGAAGCAACUUUUCAAGGGCUAUUGAAAAAGCUCCCUUCAGUUACAUCACAAGAGCUAGAAAGUAUGCAAGAAGACCUGGAUAAAUAUGCUGCGAAGCAUAAGCUUGCAAAUCGAGAACAGCCCCGAGAAAGAAGAUCCGAUUUGGUGCCCGCCAACAAAAACGCUGAAAAGCAGCCGAGAUAUGUAGCACCAAAAUGCAGCAAACGAAAACCUGCACUUGGUCAUCCUCCCACAGUGCUGCAGCAAGAAGCCAUCAAGCGGCGGCUUCUGUCCCAAGAUCAAGAAGAAGAAAUGUUAAUCAUACACACAGGGAAUGACCAUGAUUAUUGCAAACCACAAACUCAUUAAACAACCUUCAUGUUAGCCUGUGGCGAAAAUUUAAGAAGUAUCGUCAAAUCGUAUACUCUCUUAUGUGAAACGUGGAGGCAACUCUGGGCGAUUGAUUUAUAUGUGGGAUUUAACGUCCCAAAACCACCAUAUGAUCAUGAGAGACGCCAUAGAGGAGGGCUCCAGAAAUUUUGACCACCUGGGGUUCUUUAACGUGCACCCAAAUCUGAGCACACGGGCCUACAGUAUGUUCGCCUCCAUUGAAAAUGCAGCCGCCGCAGCCAGGAUUCCAUCCCGCGACCUGCGGGUCAGUAGCCGAGUACCUUAGCCACUAGACCACCGCGGCGGGGCA
This is a messenger RNA of Rhipicephalus sanguineus (brown dog tick), 2551 nucleotides long. RefSeq lists its product as uncharacterized. The record is from RefSeq and is a predicted model, not a curated record. Bases 1 to 2220 code for a protein of 739 amino acids. Lineage: Eukaryota; Metazoa; Arthropoda; Arachnida; Ixodida; Ixodidae. The transcript has 2 exons.